Messenger RNA from Spinacia oleracea (spinach), 1738 nucleotides. Its product is annotated as 5'-adenylylsulfate reductase-like 4. The transcript has 4 exons. The record is from RefSeq and is a predicted model, not a curated record. Lineage: Eukaryota; Viridiplantae; Streptophyta; Magnoliopsida; Caryophyllales; Amaranthaceae. The coding region runs from base 508 to 1461 and encodes 317 amino acids.
AUUACUCCAAAGUUUAGUAGUAGGUCAUACAACUCGAGUAUCCAGAGGAGAGAGAAAAGGAUGACAGAGAUUUAGAACCAUUGUGAGCCAAACAAGCCAAUUACCCUCCAUUUUCCAAAAAUCCCCAUAAUUUAUAUUCCCAGAAUACCAAAUCUUUCGUUACCAAAAAGGAUAUUUUGGUUUUGUUGGAAUAAUUUUGCUGUUAUCCUAUUUUCUAACAAUUUCCUCCAUUAAAUUCUUCUUCUCAAUCUCCUUUUUUCUUUAUUUUCUUUUUCAAUUUCCCUUCUUCAUUUUCUGGGUUCACGAACCCUAACCCUUCAAUCUUCCAUUCUUCCUUUAAUUCCCGUCUUUUUGUUAAUUUUAAUUUUCUGGGUAUUGAUUUUUGAUUAAUUAGAGAAUAAAUAUAUUUUGAAAUUAGAGAAUAAAUAAAUUUCGAAAUUAGGGUUUUAAUUUUUUGGGGGAAAUCAAAAUUAGGGAUUUAGAAAGGGCUGAAUGAUCAAUUAAAGGAUGAAGAGGUUUUGGGGUGUUUUUGUAGUUGUAUUGGUGUUCGGCGGCAUAAUUUACGGCGACUCGGCUAGGGUUUCUGAGCUGGGUUAUUGCCCUGCCGCUUCGAUUACUGAUGCGAUCUUAGGGUUUCCUGAUUCCAUUUGCGAUCUUCGUCAUUCCUACAAUAUUGCUGUUAUUGAGGGAGAUGAAGCAUCAUUGCAAAGAGCGCUGCAUUUGGUGUACAGCCUCAACCAGGACUAUGUAGCUGUUCUGUUUUAUGCUUCAUGGUGCCAGUUCUCAAGGAACUUCAGACCAAGCUAUUCAACUCUGUCUUCCUUAUAUCCAUCUAUUCCUCAUUUUGCAAUCGAAGAAUCGGCAAUCAGACCAAGCAUACUGUCAAAAUAUGGAGUUCAUGGCUUUCCUACUCUUUUUCUUCUGAAUUCUACCGUGCGCGUUCGUUAUCGUGGUUCUCGUAGUCUUGGUUCCCUUGUUGCUUUCUAUAGUGAUGUCACUGGCAUAAAAAGUGACCCUAGAGAUAGGUUACCACUUGAGAAAAUCGAAGAUUUAUCUAAACGUGCAAGCAACGACAACAUUGAGCCAGAAAAUUGCCCGUUCUCUUGGGCAAGAUCUCCAGAGAACCUUCUUCGACAAGAAACCUAUUUGGCUUUAGCCACCACAUUUGUGCUCCUGAGGUUGCUGUACCUCAUCUUCCCGUGUCUACUUGAGUUUUCCCGUUCUACUUGGAGGAGUUACGUACAACAUGUGAGAAUAAGGCCGUUAUGGGAGCACCCUAUGCGUUACCUUAACAAAACAAAACAGUUGUUCAAUUUUGUGAAAGAUCCUUGUAAGGGAACCAACUUUCAAGGUGGUGCUAUAAACGCGAGGGCAUGGGCAUCAAAGUCGCUAGCUUCUGCAGUUGCAAUUGGUGACGCGAGUACCAGCCGAGGUGGUGGGACGAUCAGUGGUAGUCAAUAACGUGGUAUUUUGAUUUUGAUUUCUCAGUUUUUUUUUCUUUUUAAAUUUGUAUUUUGAUGAUUCCUCUAGUGGUUCAACAAAGCAUAGUAACCAACCUUUGAGGGUGAUGGGAGUUGUUGUUUGGGAGAUUUCUCAUUGAAAGAUGUAGGAAGUCUUCUUCUUUUUCCGUGUUCCAUUGUAAUGAAUGACGUAAUCGGAGAUCGGGGAUAAGAAGUGGCAUAAUACCCCCAUAUGUGAAUAGUUCAACACAGAAUAUUAAGAGUGUCAAUUUCUUGUA